AUGGUUAUAAAUGAACUUAUGCCGCAAAUGAGUUUUGUGGGAGGGUCGACGUCAGUCGUCAGCGACAUGGAUAGGAGCAUUCUCCUGGCAGCUUCUUUAUCGGUUUGCACGGCAGCACUUUCGAUAAGUGAGUCGAAAUUUGUUAAGCAGUUUUCUGAAACUAAUCCUCCAGUGUUUCAGAACAAAUCGUUUGCCUUCAGCUGCGUUGGGAGAUGUGCCUCCUCAAGCACCUGCCGAGCCACCAAUGUUCUUUUUGCCCAGAAAAAAUGCACCUAUUACACCUUUGAAGAUUUAGAAAAUCUGUCUGGCUUUGAUGAUGUCCUGUAUCGCAAGACAUAUCCUCCAAUACCCGAAUGUCAGAAUGGAGGCAUCUGGUCAGACACUACCAAAACAUCCUGUGACUGUCCUGGCAGCUUUACUGGAACAUAUUGUGAACGCUACUGGGAUGAUUGUUCCGAGGGAUUCAGAAUGAACAUAACAGAACAUGGAGUUUAUACCAUUCAGCCAAGGCCUUAUGAAACACCUUUCCAAGUGCACUGUAGAAUGAUGUUCGGUGGACGUACAUCUGUCCAGAAGCAGUUGUCUGGCAUCGACUUCUACAGGACCUGGCAGGAGUACAGAGACGGAUUCGGGACUCCUGGGGGAGAUCACUGGUUGGGUUUGGAGAAGAUGAAAGCCAUCAGUGAUAAGACCCCAAGCAAAUUGAUUCUGAGGUUGACAUAUGAACAGUCUCCAACAUGGAGACAGAUUAUUUACAACUAUUUUAAUCUGUCAGACGAGCUAGAUGGUUUCACGUUUGAUUUUAUUGGUACUAAAGUACCACAGGAGAAUAAUGCAUUCAGCGAGGCCAUGACUGAUCUGAGAGGAGCCAGGUUCAGCACCAAGGACAGAGACAAUGAUGAAGACCCUACUGGAAACUGCUCCCAGAAACAUCACUCUGGUUGGUGGUUCAGAAACUGCACCUUGUGUAACCCUAACGGUCAGCUUAAGCCAAUUCCCAACACAGCAAGUGAUCCUGAUGACGUUUUCUGCGGUGGAGAUACAAGGGGUGUGAAAGAGACGUCUAUUUCCAUAGGUGCACACUAAUUCUUAUAUCAUUACAUCCGCAUUUUUUUCUAAUAUUUGCGUAGAAUACAUUUUUAAAAAUUCUAUCUUUCGAACCCUUCAAGAUUGCUCACGAAUAACAGAAAGAUCAUGAGUGAGUGAAGCUAAACGUUUCUUUUACUAAUAAACCAACAUUAUAACCGGAAACACCAGAAAUGUGCUUCACACAUGUUCCUCUGUGGGAAUCGAACAUGGAACUGUAUAUUUCUAACUGGGCCUAUGAUGUACCUUGAGAUAUAGGACAUUGCUGUUAAAUAUGUUGAUACGCUAUUUCUAAAGUCGAUGUUUAUCAAACAUAUAUUAAUCAAUGAUUUUUGUCCUCGUGAUCAAAACCAAGCGGGGUCACUGACACUAUCAAUGACGCAUACUCGUAUACAACACUCGUUUUUUCAGAAAUUGAAAUAUUUAAAACAAAUUAAUUCAAUGCAAUGUCAAGUCACCAAUAUCAUAACUCAAUGCAUGUUAUCGUAUAUUAAUUAACUUUAAGCGUGUUGAGAUAGCAUGCGUAAGUACCUGUCUCAGGUAGAAAAUUAUAACGGGUGUAUAUCUAAUAGAGAAUCUCACCCGAGUGUCUUUUGAUAUCAAAUAUAUCAACACGAGUUGAUAAAAGUGGA
Molecule: messenger RNA, 1718 nt
Organism: Haliotis rufescens (red abalone)
Lineage: Eukaryota; Metazoa; Mollusca; Gastropoda; Lepetellida; Haliotidae
Product: tenascin-R-like
Exons: 3
Coding region: 1-1086 (361 amino acids)
Source: RefSeq, a predicted model, not a curated record